CUCUCUCUCUCUCUCCCUCCAUAUUUCCUUCUUCUCUUCCCCUCACCUUCAAACGCUUAUCCUCCAAACACUCUCCUGUUCCUAUUUACUUUCAUUCCUUUUAAUUCAAGAUCUCUUCAUCCGUUUCCUUUUCAGGACUAACUAUCUCACAUCUCAUCUCCUGCAGCCUGUGCAGAGGAAGCUGUGAUCUAUACCUUUACUUGCCUACCUACAUACUACUUACAGUUUGCUCCCCGCUGGAGGUGGUGGGGUUUCCUGACGACACUCCCAAUACUAAAUACCCGCACCACUCAAUCACUCACUCACUCCCUCCAUCUCCGUUGUCCACCUCAACUCACCUCAACCUCAAUCCAUAUUAACUCCACCCCCCCUCCCCCCCUCGUCUGCACCUUCUUCCUUCGCUUCCUCUCCUUUCUCCCAACCUACUUUUAUUCUUCCAUUUUUUGUUUCAUCUGUUCUACAAUCAACCGAAUCAAAACCACAAUCAUUCACAAUGAAUCCCCAUCAGCAGAAUAAGAUCGAUACCAGCUCGCUGAGCCCCGAUGAGCAGCGCCUGCUUCGUCUCUACGGCAAGAUGCCCAACAAGAAGGAUCUUUUGCAGAACAAGCUGAAGGAGCGGAAAUACUUCGACUCAGGCGAUUACGCCCUCAGCAAAGCCGGCAAGGCCUCAGACGUCGGCGUCACCAACAUCGGCUCCCAACACCCCGUUCCCGAGAACAUCCCUCACCUAACUGCCACCUCCCCCGGCGCCAACAACCCCGCCGCUGCCGGCAAUGGGGGCAGCAUCAGCGCCCAGGGCGGCCAGCAGAUCCCCGGUAGUAUCAGCGGCCACCCCGGCUCCAUCGGAUUCCAGAGCCGCAGCCCCGUCAAGGAGGCCAGCUUCCUGCAACGAGGAACCAGCGUCGAUGAGGCCGAUGGAAACAACCUCGAUGCAGUCGCAUCCCAGGAUCCCACCGAUGCCGGCAGCGUGAGCCCACCUCCGGCUCGAGGGGGUGUUCCCAUCCGUCAAUAAAUGAUUCCCCCCCCCCC
Aspergillus aculeatus ATCC 16872 is the source of this 1029-nucleotide messenger RNA. RefSeq names its product endosulfine family protein. Bases 494 to 1012 code for a protein of 172 amino acids. The record is from RefSeq and is a predicted model, not a curated record. Gene Ontology annotation, molecular function: protein phosphatase inhibitor activity. Gene Ontology annotation, cellular component: cytoplasm. NCBI's taxonomy places the organism in Eukaryota, Fungi, Ascomycota, Eurotiomycetes, Eurotiales, Aspergillaceae. The transcript has 3 exons.